Molecule: messenger RNA, 1317 nt
Organism: Lactuca sativa (garden lettuce)
Lineage: Eukaryota; Viridiplantae; Streptophyta; Magnoliopsida; Asterales; Asteraceae
Product: alpha/beta hydrolase domain-containing protein VTE7
Molecular function (GO): catalytic activity
Source: RefSeq, a predicted model, not a curated record
CACACCCUCUACGUAAGUAACGUGUCGGCUUAAAGCCAUCGUUGCCUUCCAGAGCUAAGAAUCUUUCUAAAUUUGUCUACUCUCUACGACAAAUGAUGCUCAAGAUCCCUACCAUUAACGCCUCAACUCCAUCAAUGGGGAUAUUGCCAUUUUCAAGUCGGAAAGCUUCGCGGUUUUUUGGAGCAUCCGCAGAUGUUUUCCCACCGUUUCUGCUAAAAGAAAUGGAGAAAAUCGAAGACCCAUUUGCUCGAAAGUUAGUUUCAAGGAUCGAGAUGCUGCCUGUAGAGCUCACUAGUUCAAAGAAUUGCAUUAUGAGUAGUUGUGUGAAGCCAAUGGUCCAGGACACUGCUAGUCCACUUGUUUUGCUACAUGGCUUUGAUAGUUCAUGUUUAGAAUGGAGAUACACACUCCCGCUCCUUGAGCAGGCCGGUUUGGAAGCAUGGGCCAUUGACAUUUUAGGAUGGGGCUUCAACAACUUAGAAAAUCUUCCAAUCUGUAACGUUGAUUCCAAGCGUGAUCACCUCUUCCAAUUCUGGAAGUCCUACAUUAAAAGGCCUAUGUUGCUUGUGGGUCCAAGUCUUGGAGCUGCGGUUGCAAUUGAUUUUGCUGCCAACCAUCCGGAAGCUGUUGAUAAGUUGAUUUUGAUUAAUGCAAAUGUGUAUGCAGAAGGCACAGGAAACCUCUCUAAGUUACCAAAAAGUGUAGCAUUUGCUGGUGUUUCUCUGUUGAAAAGCCUCCCACUCCGCUUUUAUGCUACCAAUAAGGCAUUUAGUGCUUUGCCAUUUGAUACAUGCUUAGAAUGGACUCAAAUUACUCGAUUACAUUGUCUGUUGCCAUGGUGGAAAGAAGCAACAGUUGAUUUUAUGAGCAGCGGGGGAUACAAUGUCACUGCCCAGAUUAAUCAGGUUCUGAAGAAAACUCUUAUAAUAUGGGGAGAAAAUGAUGGAAUUGUUGACAGCAAACUUUCAGUGCGAUUACAUUGUGAACUCCAAAAUGCAAUAAUUCGUCAAAUACCAAAUUGUGGUCAUAUCCCACAUGUCGAAAAGCCAGAUGCAGUUGCUGACUUGAUCACAGAGUUCGUGCCACGUCAGCUGCCCGAUACUCUUUCAUCACUGCCCGUAGUGCCCGAGCAAGAGCAAAAUCUUUUAGUUCGUCAAAUUAGUCAUAAAUGAUGUCCUACCAUUUGUAUUGUAUUGUAUCUUAUCUGCAAAAUGGGAUACGCUGGUUGAAUCUUUUACAAACAUAUGUUGUAAAAGUUUCAACGUAUGUUUCUUCUUUCUUUUCUAAUAAGUAUUCUAAAGGAAACCUUUUAAUUUA